AUGGCCCGGAGGACCAUCCGGGGGGUCGAUGAUCUGGCUGUUAAGAUUGCCUUCCAGGAUCUGGCAUCGCAGAAUGAUCUGGAGAUCCAGGGCGCAAUUUGCCAGAAGAUCCAGGAUGCCGUGGACAUUUCCGACGUCUUCAACAAGGCUGACGUGCAACUGUGUCUGCUGUCCCUGGAGCUUAAAAUCUCUGCAGUCGCUAGCUAUCGCUCGGGUUCCAUCUGGGGGAUCAUAGACGGCUUGCACUUCGAAGUGGAAAGCGCCGCUGGUUGUUUCAUAUGGGCAGAUGGAUUGGCAGAGAUUGGUCAGAGCCUGCACCCUGACUUGGAUGCGCAGGUCGCAAUCCAUUCGGGGAAGGCGAGCCCCAAGACUUUGGUAUAUGCCGUGCCAGGAGCCUGGACAUCGGGCCUGCAGUGGCGGCCUGCAGUAGUCUGGUGGUUCGAAGUUCGUGCGGAAUAUCCUGCCGUCUAA
Symbiodinium sp. CCMP2592 is the source of this 471-nucleotide messenger RNA. The record is from the annotation of a GenBank genome assembly. NCBI's taxonomy places the organism in Eukaryota, Dinophyceae, Suessiales, Symbiodiniaceae.